AUGGCUGGUGUCCUCAUCCGUAAUCAUGAAGGCCAUCUUCUUCACGCCAAAGCUUUCAAUCUUGGCCACAGUUCAGUUCUCAUUGCAGAAGCCACUGCGCUGCAACAAGGUAUCAAGCUAGCUCUGCAUUCGGGUCUUCGCAAUAUCAUCAUUGAAGGGGAUAACCUCUUGGUCAUCAACGCCUUUAAUAAUAUUUGCUCUACUCAGUGGAAGAUUGCCAAUAUUAUUGCUGACUGUAAGCUCAUGCUCACUCAUUUUGCCUCUUACCAAAUCAGACAUGUGUUUAGGGAAGCAAAUCGUGCUGCUGAUUUGAUAGCCAAUGUAGGGCACCUAGUAGUGUCUAGUUGA
Molecule: messenger RNA, 348 nt
Organism: Beta vulgaris subsp. vulgaris (sugar beet)
Lineage: Eukaryota; Viridiplantae; Streptophyta; Magnoliopsida; Caryophyllales; Amaranthaceae
Exons: 1
Coding region: 1-348 (115 amino acids)
Molecular function (GO): RNA-DNA hybrid ribonuclease activity; nucleic acid binding
Source: RefSeq, a predicted model, not a curated record